CAUACACACAUACAGUCACGGCCUCUCCCGGGCUCGUUUCCGUGUCUUUCUUGUAUUUAUCGGCUAAAACAGGGAAACGAACCGUCGUCAACACCCGGACUGAGCGCCUGCUGAAACGGCCAUUAAACUUCGCUUCAACACGGUAAUGUGCUUUAGUUAAUGACGACUUGUUCUCUACGGCUAUGGAGGGGACCUCCUGUUAAAAAGACUAACACUUUCCACCAGUUUAAAGUGACUCUGUUGGUGGACAGAAAGCACAAGACGCUAGCUAAGUAACUGGCAUCUUAAUCUGUAUUUGAAUCGGUUAACGUGUGGAGACUUGGAGCAGCAGCCAUGGCAGUAGGACGGUCAGCUCUCAGUCUGUUCACCCUGAUGUGUUUACUCUUCCACCGCUGCGGUUCCUUUAACCUGGAUGUGGACAAACCCUCCGUGUAUACCGGACCGGAGGGAAGCUACUUCGGCUUCUCGGUGGACUUCUUCAAGCCCUCAAACAAUCAAAGGUCAGACGUUCUGAUUGGAGCUCCUCGGGCCAACGCUUCUUCAUCCAGCAGCAUUGUGGAGAGAGGAGCUGUGUACAGCUGUCCCUGGAAGAGCUCAGACUGCGAGGAGCUGCUCUUUGAUAACUCGGGUGACAGGAGGAACAGUCAAGGGGCUCAGAUGGAGUUUAAAUCUAAGCAGUGGUUUGGUGCCUCAGUGCGAUCAGAUGGAGAACACAUUCUGGCCUGUGCUCCUCUGUACCAGUGGUCCACCUUUGGUGUCUCUGAGCGAGAGCCAGUGGGAACAUGUUACCUGAUGAGAGGAAACAAAGUGGUGGAAUACUCACCCUGCAGAUCAGCGGCCAACUCACCAGAAGGGCAGGGCUUCUGCCAAGCUGGCUUCAGUGUUGACUUUCUGAAGAAGAACAACAGAGUGGUGGUGGGUGGACCUGGCAGCUUCUACUGGCAGGGCCAGCUGAUUUCCGAUGAUGUCUCUGAGAUUUUUCAACGGUUCAACAAUGAUUACAUUACUCCCUAUGGAAAUACCCUGGCCACCAAGUCAGCCGAGGCCCUGUUUGACGACAGUUACCUAGGAUAUUCUGUGACAAUUGGAGACUUCAAUGAUGACGCAAAGGAAGAUUAUGUGACUGGAGUACCCAGAGGGCAAAAAGCACUGGGCUAUGUGAACAUCUUCAACGGCCACAACAUGGAGUCCAUGAUCAACUUCACAGGAACUCAGAUGGCUGCUUACUUUGGCCACUCAGUAGCUGCUACUGAUGUUAAUAAGGAUGGUUUGGUUGAUCUGCUGGUUGGAGCUCCUCUCUUCAUGGACAGAGGGUCAGAUGGUAAACUGAAGGAAGUGGGACAGGUGUCUGUGUACCUGGGUCGAGGUGGAUUUUCCUUUCAUCAACCUCAGCUGCUCACUGGGUCAGAGCGCUACGCCAGAUACGGCUCUGCCAUCGCAGCACUGGGAGACCUGGACAUGGAUGGCUACAAUGAUGUGGCCAUCUCUGCUCCUUAUGGAGGAGGUCUCGAUCACAACGGCUUGGUGUACAUUCAUAAUGGCCGUUCGGCAGGGCCUGACCCGACACCUUCCCAGGUCCUGCAAGGGAAAUGGGCCUCCAGCUCCAUGCCUGCUAGCUUUGGAUACUCCAUUACUGGAAAUACUGACAUAGAUCAGAAUGGAUAUCCAGAUUUAAUAGUAGGAGUGUUUGGAGCAGACAAAGCAGUUUUAUACAGAGCCCGUCCAGUGAUCAGUGUGAAUGCUACAUUAGACAUGACACCUCAGAUCAUCAACCCAGAGGAAAAGACCUGCAUGCUUCCUGGAACCACCACAUAUGUGUCCUGUUUCAGGGUGAAGUACUGUCUGAAAGCCAGUGGCAGAGGAGCUCCAGCCUCUCUCAAUUUUCGUGUGGAGCUCAUUUUGGACCGUCUGAAGCAAAAGGAGGCGACUAAACGUGUCCUCUUCCUGCACAGUCGCACCUUUCAGUACUCUAAGAACAUGACGGUGGCAAACGGCAAAGCCCCAGCCUGUGAGGAGCAGGAGGUCUUCCUCAGGGAUGAUCGUGAGUUUCGAGAUAAGAUCACUCCCAUCUCGGUGGUGAUGGAGUACAGUCUGGACUACCAGCGGGCUGCAGACCAAACUGGACUGCUCCCAAUCCUGGACAUGUCAGCCCCGUCCAACGUCACCAAGCAGGCUCACAUCCUGUUGGACUGUGGAGAUGACAACAUCUGUAAGCCUGACCUGAAGUUGUCAGUGAAGAGUGACCGUGAUCAGAUCUACAUUGGGGAUGAUAACGCUCUGACUCUGGAGAUCAGUGCUGAAAACCAGGGAGAGGGAGCCUACGAGGCCGAACUCCAUGUUUACCCUCCACAACAGGCUGACUUUACUGGAGUAGUCCGCAGUCAGGUCCUCUCCAGGCUGUCCUGUGCUUACAAGAAGGAGAACCAGACCAAAAUGGUGGUGUGUGAUCUGGGAAACCCUAUGAAAGGAGGAACCAAGGUGCUGGCUGAGUUGCGCUUCAGCGUACACCAGCUGUCGGAGGAGGACACUUCUGUCAAGUUUGAUGUGCAGAUGGUCAGCUCUAACCAGUUCAACAACACCAGUCCUCGAGUGUCCAGCAUCACCAAGUUGGCAGUCCUCGCCAAAGUCUCCAUCAGAGGGACAUCGUCUCCUGGUCAGGUGCUGCUGCCCAUCGCUAACUGGAAACCUAAAGAGCCUCCUGUAGUUGGAGAGGACAUUGGACCACAAAUAGUGCACGUCUAUGAGCUCCAGAACAGUGGGCCCAGUACUUUCAGUAAAGCCACGCUGGAUGUGGAAUGGCCGUACCAGUUUAAGAAUGGCUCUCUGCUCCAAAUCAUCAGCUACGACACAGAGGGACCCAUCAACUGCACCACCGACAUGAAGAUCAACCCAUCCAACGUCUCGAACCCGCUGACCUCAGAGAAGAACACCACUGUUGUCGCACCACCCAGAGAGAGAGAGACUGAGGGACGAAACCGAAACCACAUCCGCAAGCGAGACCUGGAGUCAAGAGACGCAGAUAACGACCUGCCAAUUCUGGACUGCAACACAGCAGAGUGUGGACGGCUGAGAUGUCAGGUUGGUCGUUUGGAGAGGAAGAAGAAUGCCAUCCUCUUCAUCUACUCCAGACUGGAUGUCAAAAACUUUCUCAAGACUGAGAAUCAGAAUCGUUCAUAUGUGGUUCGAUCUACGGCCUCGUUCAAUGUCAUAGAGAUGCCAUACAAGAACCUGAAGUCAGACCCACCAUCCAAUAGUACUACUGUGAGUGUAUCAGUGAUAUGGGUGGCAGAUAUUCCUCAGCCAGUACCUGGCUGGGUGGUGGCUCUGGCUGUACUGGCAGGACUGCUGCUGCUGGCACUGCUCAUCUUCAUCAUGUACAAGUUGGGUUUCUUUAAACGGGUCCGCCCCCCACAAGAGGACUGCACUGAGAAAGAACAGCUGCAGCCAGAGGAGAACGGCAAUACUGAUGCCUAGAGGCCAAACUCUGAACUGAUCUGGUCUGUUGUAGAGAAUAGAGGAAAAGAAAAUUCAGGGUAAAAUGGUUGACGAUGGAUAUGAGAUAAAUUCACUGUAUUCACUGUUGAAUGGCAGAUAAUGGUAGUGGUUACUUUUUUAAUAAUGGUUUUGUUUUUACCUGCCAAGUCAUGUUUGUGCCAAAAGAGAAGCUCAAGUUAGCUCAAGUAAUCAAGUAGACUCUUUUUAGUUAAGUUAAAGCAACAGUUCCACAUUUUGGAUAAUAUGUUUUUUUCUUUCUUGCUAAAACUUAGAAAUGUGAGUGGUAUUAAUCAUCUCAUCUAUGUGUUCAAUAUGAACCUGUGGCUAGUAGCCAGUUAGCUUAGCAUUAAGGUUUCAAAUGGCUUACCUGGCUCUAUCCAAAAGUAAAAGAAUCCACCUAGCAGAACCUGUAAAGCUCACAUGUCAAAAUGUAGCUUCAUACAUGAACUCCCAAAAUGUUGAACUGUUCCUUUACCACAGUGACCAUCAGUGCUUCAUGGCUCAACACUUUGAAAUCUUUUUGUUAGUAGUGUAUGGGGGUAAGAGGCUUGUGUCUGCAGUGCUGGUAGAACUCAGCCUGAUAUUAAAUUUGCACAUUGUUUUUGUUCAGACCUAAAGUGAGUGAUGAGCUGUGAGUGCUUGUGUUACCUUGUACGUCCAGAACUGCUGAUACAUUCAAAUCAUUUUUCAACUUGUGUCAUGACUCGUGUGCUCUGAACCAGCAGCAUCAUCUUCUAAACAACAGCAACAUUGUGACUCAAAGGUUUGUUGGAGGAUCUCUGUAAGCUUUGCUGGUCUUCUUCAGGUCCUUGUAACAAACAGUUAAGAAAACCAGUCAAAACAGCCUGCAGUUUAAACACAGUAUUAGCAUGGGGGAGAUGAUUUUAAUAAUUAAAGUUUGAAUAUUAAAAAAAUGCCAUGAGAACAAAAAACAAACUAGCAUCCUGUCUAAGAGGAGAGGAGAGGUGGAUAAAUAGUUCUAAAUACAGAUGAGAUGAUGAAGCAGAGGAUUGUUUGUACAUGACAGCCUUCAUCCUUCAUCCUGGUUAAAGCACAGCCAUGUUGGUGAGAUGAGGUGAAUUGUGUUGUCCACUUCCAUAUUUUCUCACAUGUGAUCAUGUGUGAGACCGACAUGAAUAAUGGACAGUCAGCAAUAAGUUGAAUAGAAGGUGGGUGAUCAGCUGUACCCAUGUCUCUAUUUUUUGAUAAAGAUGGUUUAGUUUACUAUGAAAUUGGAUAAGUGUUGCAGUAAUAUAUUGACCCUUAGGUAUUUUCUUGUGUGUGUGUGUGUGUGUGUGUGUGUGUGUGUGUGUGUG
This is a messenger RNA of Scomber japonicus (chub mackerel), 4811 nucleotides long. RefSeq names its product integrin, alpha V (gene itgav). Bases 334 to 3474 code for a protein of 1046 amino acids. Gene Ontology annotation, biological process: cell adhesion mediated by integrin; cell-matrix adhesion; angiogenesis. Gene Ontology annotation, molecular function: integrin binding. Gene Ontology annotation, cellular component: integrin complex; external side of plasma membrane. NCBI's taxonomy places the organism in Eukaryota, Metazoa, Chordata, Actinopteri, Scombriformes, Scombridae. The transcript has 32 exons. The record is from RefSeq and is a predicted model, not a curated record.